AUGGCUAUGAGCUCAGUUAAUGCGUAAAAGAAGUCCGUGGAAUAAUACAUUUCGUUUUAAGUCAUUAUAAACCAUUGUCAGUAUGUUUAUAUUUGUAUUUAAACAAACCUGUAAUUCACAAAAAGUUUAUAUAUUUUAUUUUAUAGUCGCAUUUUCGUUCUUUAUUAAACAGGCAAUGAGAUCGUCAACAGCAGAAGACUCCUAGAAAAAUUCGUGGUCCAUCGGAAUGACGUUUCUGUAGGGCUUUUAAAUUAGCUGAUUUUAUAAUGUCAAAAUAAGAGAUGAAUGAGCUGUUAACCAGCGACUAAUGUCAACUGGCUUUUUAUGAUAUUUUCAUCGGAUGCUGGUGUUAUGAAUUAUAUUGGUGUGGACUGCUCUCUGAUCUUUCCCCUUACAGCUCUAUAGAUCGCCUGCCAUCAUGGACAAGAUUCUAGAGGCGCUGGUUAGCUCCUCUCACUCAGUCCCAGUGAAGAAGGCCAUCGUGAAGAAGGUAGUUGAAGCCGCAGAGAAAGAGGUUACGGCGGAGCAAUGUCAGGCCCUGUACACUCUCACCACUCGCCUCAUCUUUUUGGGCGAAGACGCCUUCCAGAAACAGGUGGGCUUCCAGGUGCUGGAGGCCUAUGCCCGCUACCACCGUGCUGAUUUUGAGCUCUUCUUCAGCAAAGACUUUGUCCUGGGCCUGUUACAGCAGGGCUACGGCCCCCUGGACCGCAAGGACCCGGCCGUGGUUGACUACAUCCAUGGCUGCCUGCGGCUGCUGAUCAGCUGCCCCUCGGUGCUGGAUAUCUUCUCCAUCAUCCAGACAGAAAUCCUAAGGAUGGUGUGUGAACGGCCUGAGCCAGCCCUGUGCGCCCGUCUCGCCACCAUGCUCUCAGACUUCAUACAGUGCAUCCCCCGGGAGAAGACGGCCAUUUUGUUCUGCCAGCAGUUGGUGAGGACCAUUGGGUACUUCCACUGUCCUGCCAGCCAGGAGCGGGAACUGAGGGAGUACGUGGACCAGGUGACCAAGGUCAGCACGUUGCUGCAGAACAUCUGGAAGGCGGAGCCGGUCACACUGCUGCCAUCUCUGCAGGAGGUGUUCGCUAUAAUCUCCUCCACUGACCCGUCCUUCGAACCCUCCAUUGCCCUAGCCAGCCUGGUCCAGCACAUACCUCUCCAGAUGAUCACAGUUCUCAUCAAGAGCCUUACCACCGACCAGAACGUCAAAGACACCAGCAUGACUCAAGCACUCUGCAGGAUGAUUGACUGGUUGUCUUGGCCUCUAGCCCACCAUGUGGAGAUGUGGGUCAUUGCCCUGCUGAAGGGGCUGGCUGCGGUGCAGAAGUUCACCAUCCUCAUAGAUGUCACCCUGCUUAAGAUUGAACUGGUGUUCAACCGUCUGUGGUACCCCAUCGUGCGACAGGGGGCCCUAGUGGUUCUCUCCCAUAUGCUGCUGAGUUUCCAACACUCUCCUGAGGCCUUCCACUUGGUCGUGCCACACAUAGUGGACCUGGUUCAGAGUCUGAAGCAUGACGGCCUGCCCACCAGUAAGGCUUUCCUGCUGCACUUCACAGAGCUCGUCCACUGUAUGAUGUACCAGUACUCUGGCUUCCCUGACCUCUACGACGACAUCCUGGAGGCCAUCAAAGAGCUACCUGGGCCCGGUGAGGAGAAGAUCAAGCUGGUUCUGAACCAAAGUGCCUGGACAUCCCAGUCCAACUCGUUUGCCUCAGGCCUGCUGAGGCUGCCGGGCAAGUCUGAGACGGGCAAGACUGGCCUCAUCAACCUGGGAAACACCUGCUACAUGAACAGUAUCAUACAGACACUCUUCUCAGCCACAGAUUUCAGGAGGCUUGUCUUAUCGUUACGUCUGAAUGAUGCCACUGCCAACACACUGAUGAAGAAACUGCAGCUCCUCUUCACCUUCCUCUCACACACCCAGAGGGCAGCGUACGCCCCCAGAGUCUUCUUUGAGGCGUCUCGGCCCCCCUGGUUCAAUGCAGGAUCCCAGCAGGACUGUUCUGAGUAUCUCCGCUUCCUCCUGGACAGAUUACACGAAGAGGAGAAAACCAUCCAGGUUCUCAUGUCAGCCAAGUCAAAUGUUGUCUCCCCUGGCAACGACACCGGAGGUGAAACCUCUGCGGAGGAUGCCAGAGUGUCACCUGUGGCCCCUGUGGAGGGGAAGUCCGAGGGGAAUGAUGAGAGGACGCUGAUUGAGAGGAUGUUUGGAGGCAGGCUGAGCACGGGUAUCCGCUGUAUGACAUGCAACAGCGUCUCGGAGAAAGAAGAACCUUUCACUGACCUAUCCCUGGCUUUCUGUCCCUCCUCCACCUCCACCCCUCUUCAGACUGAGGGCCCCUCAGAGGAACCCCGGGGCCCCUGCCAGGGGGCUGUCAACGGGGGCAGCGAGGCUCCUGAAAUAGGCCCUUCUCCCAAACCCGUCACGGCCUCCACCACCGGCGUCCAAUUUGUUCCAGGGUCCAGCGAGCCACCGCUGUCUGUUCCUGACCUGGUGGACUACUUCCUGGCGCCAGAGAUCCUGGACAAGGAGAACGCCUACUUCUGCCAGAAGUGUGGCUCGCUGCAGCGGGCAGAGCGGGGGAUGAGGGUGGUUGCGGCGCCCGAGUACCUCAUCCUCACGCUGCUGAGGUUCUCCUACGACGCCAAGUGCCACGUGCGCCGCAAGAUUCUGGACAACGUCACCAUCCCGCCGCUCAUGAGACUGCCUGUGCACGCCCCUCCACCCAAACACUCUUCGUCCUCUUCCUCGCCACCAUCCUCUCCACUCCAAGUGGACUCGCCCGAGAGCAGCGAAAACCUGGCCAAGAAACUGAAGCCGUCGCAGAGAGAGGAGGAGGAGACUGGGCUAGAGGGCGACAACGGGAUGGCAGGAGGAGAAAGUGAGGUAGGGGUGUGGCCAGCGGCCCGGUUCGUUCCCUACGUCCUCAGCUCUGUAGUGAUGCAUUCUGGGAUGUCGUCGGAGAGUGGCCAUUACUACUCCUACGGCCGCAACCUCAAUGGGGCCGACGGAGCCCAACACCACCUAGCCAAUCCCCUCGCCCUGGGGGAGGAUCCUGGCAACGGGCAGACUGAGCCCAUUGCACUCACUUGCUCUGGGGCGACUCAUCCCAAACAGGAAGUGGAAGAGGUGUGCGGAGGCCAGGUGGCCGGGGAUUGGCUGCUGUUCAACGACAGCAGGGUAACGUUCACUUCAUUGGGGUCGGUUCAGAACGUCACCAACCGUUUCCCCAAGGACACGGCCUACGUGCUGAUCUACCGGAAACAGGACGUUACGGGGGGGCAAAACAGUACCGGGGGAGUGACAGCCAAUGGCAUGAGACUGGGCUCUGAACCUCCGCUGCAGAAAGAACUGAUGGACGCCGUCACCAAGGACAACAAGCUCUUUUUACAGGAACAGGAGUUGAACGCGCGGACCCGAGCUCUCCAGGCGGCCUCUGCCUCCUGCUCGUUCAGGCCCAAUGGAUCAGAUGACAACGAACCCCCAGGCAGCUGUGGUCCCUCGGGGGGAGGAGGAGGAGGUGGGGGGUUCAACACUGUCAACAGACUGGUCUUCUGAUGGAGGAGGGACUGGGAAGAAUGAGUGAGAGACAAGUAAAUAUAGCACUGAAAGACCACUGGACUCUAUAUAUGAGAGACAUGCACAGAGAAGUCUGGUUGGCUACUCAUCCAGUGGAAGGUGAAGCACAUAUGAACGUAAAGAGAGAGAGAGAGAGAGCGCUGAAUAUCUUGGAGGGAGCACUUGAAUACAGCGCAUAAUGUACACGCCCACAUGGACUUAAAUCCAACACAACACUGAACUCAACACUGGACUCAACCUUACAGUGAGGGUCUUCUCUCUCAUGUCUGUCUCUGUCGUUUUAUUAUCGUCCAUAACUCACAACUUUCUGCCUCGGGACAAGCUAGACCUCAUAACCUUUUCUGGUUUGCAUGCAUUUCUUUCUUCUUUUUCAAGCGGUGGGUUUGAUUUUUGAUAAGGAGAUUCAUUGAUGUGUACUUGUCUUAAGACAUUUUCAUAUGCAAUAAAAUGUACAGAUAUGGGUGUGAAAGUAUAUUCAAUAAACAUGGAAUAUGAUCAACUAAUGCCAUGAAUACUGUAUACAAAAAGUUUUAGAUGCGAUUAAUCUUUUAAUACAAAAUGUGUGUGUUAAUUGCAUGCUGAACGUUUGACAACUUUCUUAAGGUGGGGUUAUGGUUACUAACAUUGACUCUAAUAAUUAAGUUAUUCAUUCAGGGAUACUUUUCUUUUGUUGCAGAUUUUGUGCCUUUUGUUAGAUAUUAUUAAACCCGAAUUUACAAAAAGACUUUGACUGGAAAGACACAAACCUCAGCCUUGCUGUACAGUGUUUUAAAUGUAUGUACAAUACAUGAUUUUCCCCAAUAUUAAAGAUGAAAGGGUCUUGUU
Oncorhynchus keta (chum salmon) is the source of this 4402-nucleotide messenger RNA. Its product is annotated as ubiquitin carboxyl-terminal hydrolase 38-like. The transcript is spliced from 11 exons. NCBI's taxonomy places the organism in Eukaryota, Metazoa, Chordata, Actinopteri, Salmoniformes, Salmonidae. The record is from RefSeq and is a predicted model, not a curated record. Gene Ontology annotation, cellular component: nucleus; cytosol. Bases 419 to 3556 code for a protein of 1045 amino acids. Gene Ontology annotation, molecular function: cysteine-type endopeptidase activity; cysteine-type deubiquitinase activity. Gene Ontology annotation, biological process: protein deubiquitination; ubiquitin-dependent protein catabolic process.